Molecule: messenger RNA, 1038 nt
Organism: Coprinopsis cinerea okayama7#130
Lineage: Eukaryota; Fungi; Basidiomycota; Agaricomycetes; Agaricales; Psathyrellaceae
Exons: 1
Coding region: 1-1038 (345 amino acids)
Source: RefSeq, a predicted model, not a curated record
AUGUCGAUGGACCAUCGAACCCCCAGCGUGACGCACCGUCGCCAACUUUCACAGCAAAGCUAUCUGUCCUUCAUUCCUCGCCCGUCUUCACCCCUCACGUACCCCCCUCUUUCCCUCGAUUCACCCGCCCAUGUCCCGGUACCAUUCUCCCUAGAUAUCAUUCACGACUUCAGAGCGAGCUCUACCUCAUUUGAAUUCUAUGGGAAUGGAGCAGGGAAGGGGGAAGAGGAGGAAGAAUGCGAAGGAGAGUAUAGGGACGAGCACGAAGAGGGCAGUGUGCAGGAGGAAGAAGAGGCACCGUUUCAUGGCCUUGGGCAGAACCUGAGUACGACGUCGAUAGAGAGGACUAACAAAUCCCUCCCGCCCAUUCCCCAACCACGGGCGCUACGGCGCCGUAAAGCAAUCGAUACGCCUUACCGACCUCGACCGUUAACCUCAACACUGGCAAGUUCACGGCGACCUCCCUCGCCUUCGAUCUCCUCUCCAGAUUCCGCCAAUAACCGACUCUCCCGGCUGUGGCUACUGUCGAGACGGCGGGAGAGAAUAGAGUUGGAGACAAGGUGGGGUUUGGUCCAGCAUGGGGAUGAAGGGGAGGUGGAGUUUGUGGAUCUCGACGAUGAUUUCCCUAUUCAUGGAGAUGAAGGGAAUGUCGCGCAAUUAGAGGGAACUGUGGAUAUGGAAGACGAAGAAGAUGAGGACGAGCUGGAUUUCGACGCGCUGCGAAGAAGGGAGGGUGAACGAGAUCGACCGAGUUCCCCAGUGGCGUCUAUCCUCGACGACGAAGAUAGUGAUGAAGACGAGGAUGGAUUUGAAGAUGCACCAAGGGGAGGCGGGGCGAACGUUGAGGUGGGGAGAGGAUGGCUGAAUGGGGGUUGGAGGAGGGUGAAGGGGUUUACAGCGAAGGGAUGCCUGAUCAAGAGGACAGUAACAUCUUUGUCAAAUUCAAGCUCGAACUCGAGUUCGGAAUCGCAGUCGAAUGAAGCCAGAUCGAGAAGCCGUUCUGGUGAGCGGACUACUUUUCAAUCUCGCCUUUCUUGA